This is a messenger RNA of Miscanthus lutarioriparius, 528 nucleotides long. The record is from the annotation of a GenBank genome assembly. NCBI's taxonomy places the organism in Eukaryota, Viridiplantae, Streptophyta, Magnoliopsida, Poales, Poaceae.
AUGGUUUUUCUUGAGGCAGAGAUGUCAUGGAAUGUGUUGAUCUCACCUAGCCAGCUGGACCGCAAGGGCCUCCUGCUCCGCAAGGCUAUCAUUGUGCGUCUUCUGGAGGAUGUCACAAACAGGAGGGCCUCCAAAGAGCAUGGCUACUACGUUGCCGUUAGUCAGCUGAAGGCAAUAUCUGAAGGGAAAGUGCGUGAGCUAACUGGAGAUGUUCUAUUCCCAGUUUCAUUUACCUGCAUCACGCAGAAGCCUAUGAAGGGUGAGGUCAUGGUUGGCCACGUGGACAGGAUCCUCAAGCAUGGUGUGUUCCUGAAAUCUGGACCUGUGGAGAGCAUCUUCCUGGCUGAGAAGUCGAUGAGCGACUACAAGUACAUAGGUGGGGAGAAUGCGAUGUUCAUGAAUGACCACUCGAAGCUGGAGAAGGACACUGCUGUGCGCUUCAAGGUCCUGGGGUUCCGCUGGAUGGAGGCUGACCGCCAGUUCCAGCUCCUUGCUACGAUCGCUGGUGACUUCCUCGGGCCACUGUGA